This is a messenger RNA of Fraxinus pennsylvanica, 348 nucleotides long. NCBI's taxonomy places the organism in Eukaryota, Viridiplantae, Streptophyta, Magnoliopsida, Lamiales, Oleaceae. The record is from the annotation of a GenBank genome assembly.
AUGAUAUUGCUAUCGGCAGCAACUUGUUACGGACAGGGACUUUACAACUCGAGAGAAGGCUCUCACAGUAGCCUCGAAGGCGGAUUUUACAACUCGAGAGCAGCCUCUUACAGUAGCCCCGAAGGCUUAGGAACUGCAUACAUCGGGCUGGUGAAUUGCGAGGAAUGGAGGCCAAUGCGCAGGGCGUUUGGAACAGUGUUCGACAUUACAAAUCCACCCAUGGGAUCUCUUCGCGCUAGAGUUCACUAUGCCAACCAGGAUCAAGUCAAGACAUCACAUUUAAUCUUCCCCAUCCCUAAGGAUUGGAAGGUUGGAGUUGCAUAUGACACUACAUCUCAACAUAAUUAA